AUGGCGGGAGAGGCUCCCGGAAGCGGGGAGGGGGUCUCUCCGCUGAAGCAGUGCCUGAUCCGACGGAAGAGCCAGCAAGAGCACCACGGGGUGGCGGCCUCCUGCCUGCGGGAGCUGCGGAGCAAGGCCUGUGACAUUCUGGCCAUUGACAAGGCCUGGGAGCCCAUCACCUUAGUUCUGGCAGAGGAUGGCACCAUUGUGGAUGAUGAAGAUUACUUCCUGUGUUUACCGCCCAACACCAAGUUUGUGGCACUGGCCAGGAAUGAAAAGUGGACCAGCAGCUGCAGAGAUGGGGGCACAGCCUGGCUCUCAAGGGAGUCCAUAGAUGAAGUGGACAGUGGUGAAGAGAAGUGGAAGCAUCUGGCAAGACAGCUGAAGGAUGACCUGUCCAGCAUCAUUUUGAUGUCUGAGGAAGACCUCCAGGUUCUCAUUGAUGUACCAUGUUCAGACUUGGCCCAUGAGCUUUCCCAAAAUCAGCCAAAAACCCAGAUGUUACAGGACACCCUGCAGCAGGCGCUGGACAGACGAGAGGAAGAACGCCAAUCCAAACAGCUCCUGGAACUCUACAUGAAGGCCUUGAAGAAUGAAGGCAGCAUUUUAAUCAAGGCAUCAGAACCUGACGCUGCACCCAGGGAGGAGAUGAAUGUAGUCGACACUGAUAGCAGCAGUGCAGGUGCCUCCACAAAAAGAUCACUCAGUAGCAAGAUCCUUGCUGCACUGAAAGAGAAACCUGCCCCAGAACUCAGCUUAGACAGUCAGGAUCUAGAGCUGGUUUUCAAGGAAGACACAGAAGCCUUGGCUCUGGCACUGAGCUGGGAUAAGCAGAAGACUGAAGCUCUCCAGCAGGCCUGUGAUCAGGAGCUCUCCAGGCGCCUACAGCAAGUGCAGGCUCUACACUCCCUGAGGAGUAUAUCAAAGGGCAAGAGAAAGCUGCCCUGGGGAGACUGGUUGAGUUCAAAACGCAAGAAGUAAGAGACUUUGCAGCACUACUGCUGGCACUGCUUUAAAUGUCAAGGAAACAUGGGUCUCUUGUGUAUUAGAGCCAACACAAGCAAACGGUGUGUUAAAUUCCCCAAGUAACAGUUUGCUGGUCAUACUAUGCUCUGCCUCUAGAGAACUAAAAACUGGGCUUGUCUCUGCCUCUGUGUUGUUAACAGACAGGUUUAAUCCUUCUAGUGAGAGUCUAGGAUCUCAUGUAACCAAAGGCUUUAUUUUUUUUCCAGAGUAGUGGUUCUUGUCAAAUAACUUCUGUAAACACAACCAGUGUCCUGCUAAAUGCUGCAUUAGAGAGAUAUUUUGAAUGCAGGACUGGGAGCCAGGUGCUCUUCAGUUCUAAUCCUGACUAACCC
Molecule: messenger RNA, 1349 nt
Organism: Emys orbicularis (European pond turtle)
Lineage: Eukaryota; Metazoa; Chordata; Testudines; Emydidae
Gene: DFFA
Product: DNA fragmentation factor subunit alpha
Exons: 6
Coding region: 1-972 (323 amino acids)
Biological process (GO): negative regulation of execution phase of apoptosis; apoptotic process
Cellular component (GO): chromatin
Source: RefSeq, a predicted model, not a curated record